Molecule: messenger RNA, 3915 nt
Organism: Mesorhabditis belari
Lineage: Eukaryota; Metazoa; Nematoda; Chromadorea; Rhabditida; Rhabditidae
Source: the annotation of a GenBank genome assembly
AUGUCAACAAAACACGAAUCGACAAUUGAUGGAUUGGAUGAAAAUGAAGGGAAUCCCAUCUAUCAACCCGGAAUUUUCGAGAAAACCAUCAGCAUUUUGUUGUGCAGAAGCGAUUUGGCCAAACAGAGAUUGGAUAUCCGACCAGUGACAUUGAAUGAAUUGUUUCGAUACACGAACCGAAAAGAUCAUUUCUUGUUGUUGAUCGGAUUGAUUUGUGCUAUUGUUAAUGGCGCCUCGCAACCAAUCCUUGCUUUAUUCACCGGUCGAAUCACAAAUGUCUUCCUCAUUUCCCCAUCGAAUUCCACCGAAUUUCUCGGUGAUGCCUACGAGAAUGUCUAUGUGAUGAUCGGCUUGGGAAUUCUCGGGAUAUUCUCCAAUUUUGGACAAUAUAUGAGUUUUGCAUUGGUUUGCACGAGGGUUAUCUCGACGAUACGAAUUGAAUAUAUCAAUUCGGUGUUAAGACAAAAUGCGGCCUGGCUUGAUGCCAAUCAUUCGGGAACGUUGAGCACAAAAUUGUCUGACGAUCUCGAGCGAAUUCGUGAGGGAAUCGGUGACAAAUUGGGACUUUUAUUGAGAGGAGCCGCCAUGUUUUUGACGGGAUUGAUCAUCGCUUUUGUGUACGAAUGGAGAUUGGCGCUUGUUGUGACUGGAGUGGCGCCAGCUAUGUGCAUUUGCACAGCAUUCAUGGCUAGAAAGAUAAAUGGAGCGACAAUGAAAGAAUUGGCGGGUGUGGGACAAGCGGGAGCAAUAGCUGAAGAAACGAUAAUGGGAGUGAGAACGGUGCAAGCAUGCAAUGGACAACGAGAUAUGAUUGAGAAAUAUGAGAAAUGUCUUCUUCGUGGCGAAUCUCAUGCAAUUCGGAAGGGGAUUUUUGGCGGCUUUUUCUCGGGUCUUUUCUUUUUUAUUCUUUUCUCGUUUAUGGCUGCUGGAUUUGUCUAUGGUGGAUAUCUUUUAAAGAUCGGAAUCAUUCCGAAUCCUGGUGUUGUCUUCAUUGUCACAAUGUCCAUGUUGAUGGGUGCUUAUUUUCUCGGAGUGAUUUCUCCUCAUUUGAUGGUUCUGCUCAAUGCCCGAGUUGCCGCCGCGAAAAUCUACAAUAUAAUUGAUCGGAUUCCACCAAUCGAUCCGGCUUCGAGAGAUGGACGAAGAUUCGAGAAAAUGACUGGGAGAGUCGUUUUUGAAGGAGUUUCGUUCAGAUAUCCAAAUCGGCGUGAGAAAAUGAUUCUCAACGAUUUCUCGAUAACUGUCGAACCGGGAGAAACGGUGGCUCUUGUAGGGAAAAGUGGAUGCGGAAAGACGUCGAUUUUCUCGUUGUUGACUCGUUUAUAUGAUGUGGAAAAUGGAAGAAUUAUCAUUGAUCAUUCAGAUAUAAGAGAUAUCAAUAUACAACAAUUGAGACAAUCAAUUGGAGUUGUGCAACAGGAACCGAUUCUUUUCAAUGGAACCGUCGAAGAAAAUGUGCGGAUGGGUGAUGUGGAAUUGAGUGAUCAACAAGUGAAACAAGUGUGCAAACAAGCGAAUGCUCAUCAUUUUAUCAUGAAAUUGCCACAAGGCUACAAAACGAUUUUGGGUGCUGGUGGAAUACAGCUUUCGGGCGGCCAAAAACAACGACUUUCCAUUGCGAGAACGCUUGCGAAAAGUCCAAAAAUUCUUCUUCUUGACGAGGCAACCUCGGCUCUCGACGCGAAAAGUGAGAGCAAAGUACAAUGGUCAAUAAAUCGAUUGAAAGGAAUCACAACGAUGAUCAUUGCACAUCGAUUAUCGACUGUGAAAAGAGCCGGGAAAAUAUUGGUCAUCGAUGAGGGGAAAGUGGUGGAACAGGGAAAUCACGAUGAAUUGAUGGAAAUUCGGGGAAUCUAUCAUAAUCUCGUGAAAGCACAACAAUUAAGAGAAGAAAAUCAUUGUUUCGAGCAAGAUGAAGAAAAUCGAGAAGAAGAAGAAGAAGAAAAAAACGAUCGAUUCUCGCUGGCUGAAGCUGAUUUGCAUAGGGAAAACGGGAAACGUGCAACGUUGAAGAGCCAAUCAACCGUUGAGAGCACAACAUCCGGACGAGAAGCUUUUAUACGGGGCUCAAGUCUGACGGAAUCUUUUGGAUUAAGUCCACGAGAGAGUCUCCGAUUGAGAUUAGAGGAGAUUGAUCUUGAUGAAAAUGAUAGACAAUUGUUAAACGAAGAACGAAAAGCGAAAGACGGAUUUUGGGCGAUAUUUCGAAGAAUCAAAAACCUUCGCGCACAAAUGUUUUUCGGAUUGAUUUGUGCAUUGAUUCGAGGAGGAGAAUUACCGGCAAUGACACUAGCCUUUGCCUAUGUUUUUGAGGGUUUUCAAAUGGUUCCCUAUUCAAACGGUGAAAUGAUGCAUCGGCUUUUCCUCGGCGUCGCCAUUUUUGUCUCCAUCGGACUUGGAUGUUUUCUCUUUCAAACUUUAGCUAGUGUUUUCUUUUCAUCAGUCUCCGAAAAGGCGUCUCGUCAAUUUCGUGUCUCCGCUUUUGAGACCAUUCUUGCACAGGAUGGUCUCUAUUUUGAUUGCGCUCAACAUGCUCCAGGCCGUCUCAUUUCAAGAUUGGCCGCUGAUUCGCCCAAUAUUAAAGCGGUUCUCGAUGGUCGAAUGAUGCAAGUGAUCGUGGGAAUUUGCGGGAUUUUCGGGUGUUUUGCCGUUGGAUUUGUCUAUUCAUGGGAAGUGACAGUCAUUGGAGCUGGAAUGAUCAUAUUGCUUUGGUUGUUCAUGAUUUUUAUGGGAAUUUUUGUGAUGCGACUGAAUGUGAAAUUGGUGAAAAACGAUGAAUCGGCCAAGUUAUCAAUUGAAAUGAUCGAAAAUGUGAAAACGAUUCAAUUACUCACCAAAGAAGAUUAUUUUGUGCAAAAAUAUGUAAAUGCAGUCAAUGAGCAACAUAGAAAUGAGAUAAUGAAAUGUUGGUUGGAGGGGAUUUCAUUCACCGUUUCCCAAAGUAACACCUAUUUUUUGACGGCUGUUUGUUAUGCGGUCGGUAUUCGAGUGAUCGUCAUCGGAUGGAGAUCGGCUUCCGAUGUUUUUAGUGCAAUCAUGGCGAUGUCUUCGGGUGUCCUCGGUGCCAUGAACUCUUAUCCAUAUUUUCCCGAAUUUGUGAAAGCAAGAACAGCGGCACAAAUGCUAUUUUCGAUCAUCGAUCAAAAACCGAGCACUGGGAGUGCAAAAACGGGAGAGAUAUUCGAAACCGAGGGAUCAAUCCUCUUUGAGAAUGUCUAUUUUGGAUAUUCGGGAAAAGGGAGUAUCGUUGAAUCGUUGCAUUUCAACAUACGACCCGGCGAACACGUGGCAUUGGUUGGUCCAUCAGGUUGUGGGAAAUCGACAUGUUUUCUUCUUUUGGAAAGAUUUUAUGAUGUGAAUGGAGGGAAAAUUCGAAUCGAUGGACGUGACAUUCGAACGCUUCAUUUGAUGAAUCUUCGCUCACAAAUCGGACAUGUUGGACAGGAGCCAGUUUUAUUCAGUGGAACGAUUCGCGAAAAUAUUUGCCUUGGAGUGAAGGGGAAGAGCGUGACACAAUUGAUGGACGUGCUUGAAAUGGCCAAUAUAAAGACGUUUUGCGAGCAAUUGCCAUUGGGAAUCGAGACACAGGUCGGUGAAAAGGGAUCCCAGCUGUCGGGCGGUCAAAAACAACGAAUCGCCAUCGCUCGGGCGCUCAUCAGAAAACCGAGAAUUCUUCUAUUUGAUGAAGCGACAUCGGCACUCGAUUCACAAUCAGAAAAAGCAGUUCAAGAAGCUCUUGAUAAAGCAAGCAAGGGUCGUACUUGUCUCACAAUUGCCCAUCGCCUCUCGACAAUUCAGAAUUGCGAUCGAAUUUUUUAUGUGGCCAAUGGAAUGAUUAAAGAAUCGGGAAAACACGAUGAAUUGAUGGCAAAGAAAGGAUAUUAUUAUCGAUUGGCAAAAGAACAAAUCGAUUUG